Molecule: messenger RNA, 852 nt
Organism: Colletotrichum phormii
Lineage: Eukaryota; Fungi; Ascomycota; Sordariomycetes; Glomerellales; Glomerellaceae
Product: 2-(S)-hydroxypropyl-CoM dehydrogenase
Exons: 2
Coding region: 1-852 (283 amino acids)
Molecular function (GO): oxidoreductase activity
Source: RefSeq, a predicted model, not a curated record
AUGUCAGAAAUUCCAAGCGAACCACCGUCUCGAUCGUUCAAGGGCAAAGUGGCCAUUGUCACCGGAGCUGGAUGUGCAGGCAAUGGCAUUGGGAACGGGCGUGCCAUUUCUAUUCUUUUAGCCGACGACGGCUGCAACGUCGUUUGCGUCGACAGAGACUUGUCCUGGGCGAGCAAAACCUGCGAUAUGGUGGCCACGAAACCUGGGAGGGGCGAAACUCUUGCUGUCGAAGGGGAUGUGACAUCUUCCACGGAUUGCGAAAAAAUCGUUCAAAUGGCAUUGAAAACAUUCGGUCGGGUUGAUAUUCUAAUCAAUAACGUGGGAAUUGCGGGAGCUGCAGGCACUGCAGUUGACGUGGACAUGGAGCAAUGGGCAAAGGGCCUCGAUGUCAACGUUUCUAGCAUGGUUCUUAUGGCUAAAUAUGCCAUUCCUGCCAUGCUCAAAAAUGAGGGAGAAAGCAAAGGUGCAAUCGUCAACAUGGGCAGCGUCGCUGGUCUUAAAGGAGGCACUCCGCACCUGUUAUAUCCGACAAGCAAAGGCGCAAUUGUCAACAUGACACGAGCGAUGGCUGCACAUCACGCAAAAGACGGAAUUCGGGUAAACUGCGUCUGCCCAGGGAUGUUGUAUACACCCAUGAUGUACGCUGGUGGAAUGAGUGAGGAAACGAGAGCUGCAAGGAAGGGAAGAAGUCUCCUCGGAACGGAAGGGAACGGCUGGGAUGCUGCUUGUGCUGUUGUAUUCCUAGCCAGUAAUCAUGCCAGAUGGAUGACUGGUGUGAUUCUGCCAGUCGACGCUGGCACCACCGCAGCUGUCGGAAUAGGAAUGGCCAAGGCUGCCAGUGUCAAUGGCUAG